This is a messenger RNA of Daktulosphaira vitifoliae (grape phylloxera), 618 nucleotides long. RefSeq lists its product as uncharacterized. The transcript is spliced from 3 exons. Bases 1 to 516 code for a protein of 171 amino acids. Lineage: Eukaryota; Metazoa; Arthropoda; Insecta; Hemiptera; Phylloxeridae. The record is from RefSeq and is a predicted model, not a curated record.
AUGCAAAAUAAUGUGGAAUAUAAUCGAGCUCUUGGACCAGUGUAUGCGUUUCGUGAUUGUUCAAUGAUUUUUUCCCGUGCCGCAGAAGGGCAAAAAAGUUUGAAUGAUCAAAGAGAUUUGAAACUUCAAAAAUCUCAAUUUAUGUCCAACGAGAUUUUAGAGAGUAGUACAAGUAGUAUAAGUAGUAAAGAAGAAGCCAACAUGUCUUGUGAUGUUUCCGAGUUUAAUUUCAAUGAUGAAAAUGAACCUGGACCAUCCUGUUCAAAAAGAAAAAGAGGCAAACGACAGUUUAUUACAUCAAUAUUUGUUGCUGCUUUUGACAAAUGUAAAGUAAGUGAUAGAAAUGCUGUACACUUGUUAAUAGCAACUGUAGAGGCUCUAAAUUUAGAGUUGGUUAUUAACCGAGCUUCUAUUAACCGUUGUCAUGAACUUCUAAGGAACGAACACGCACAAAAAAGUUUUGAGAAGUUUCAUGAAAAAAAAAACCAGCACAGGGGGGUUGCGGCACAGUGGUGACGUGGCAUAGUUGAAUCAAGUAUAAUGAUAUCUGAUAGUGAUUAAAAUCACUAUCAAAAAUAAACGCUUCGAUGCAAAUCUUUAGAUAGUGUUAAAUUUUAA